This is a messenger RNA of Lolium perenne, 896 nucleotides long. Its product is annotated as DNA-binding protein MNB1B-like. NCBI's taxonomy places the organism in Eukaryota, Viridiplantae, Streptophyta, Magnoliopsida, Poales, Poaceae. The record is from RefSeq and is a predicted model, not a curated record.
ACGCACGACACACAAGUCACUCCUACAUCCCCAUUUCCUCCCCAUCCAGACGUGGCGGCGACGGCCACCCACCGAGCCCGCCUCACCGCCUGAUUGAGAUGAUAGCAGCCAAGUUCGUGUCGCCGGGCCGCCAAAGCCCCUUCGCCUGCUCUCCGGAUCUGGUCGCUCCCGUCUCCUCCUGCUGCUUUCCCCACGCAUGCAGGAACCAGCCAGCCAGCCAUGAAGGGUGCCAAAUCCAAGGGCGCCGCCAAGGCCGAAACCAAGGACGAGUUCCGCAAGGAGUUCAAGGAGAAGAACCCCAAGAACAAAUCCGUAGCUGCCGUCGGUAAGGCAGCCGGCGAGAGGUGGAAAAGCUUGAGCGAAUCGGACUCUUCCUCCUGGUUAUUUGGAGGUCGGGGAGUCUGCAGCGGAGGGAGCCUCCAGGGAAACUUUGAAAGAAGCUUGUGCAGAUGCGACCCUUGGUCCGGCGAUUGCAACCGCUAGCAGUCACCUGCUCACACGCGCAUCGUAGCUAGGAGCUGGGUCGGUUCAUGGGCCGUCGCGGUUCAGUCUAGCCGGCGCCUACCGCAUCUGCACCAAGAUGCUGAAGGCCACCAGGAGGACACCGUCGAGCCCGGCCUGGCUGCUUGCUGCUUCCCCCAACCUAGCGGAAAGCUGCGGAGGAUCAUGAUGAGCUGCCGAGGACUGGGACAUGAGCAUGGCGAGGAUGCGGAGCUCUUCACGAGUGACGGUGGCGCAGCGAUCGACCUAGGAGCGCAAAGAGGGGUUCUGACGAUCUACCUGAGUUUUGGGCGUGACUGACGUGACCAGAAUUUUGAAUCUUGAAACUAGCUAAAUUUGUAACGGAUAGAAUAUAUAUGAGUUUAUUUGUAAUUUGUAAAAUCUUUUUUUUUGUU